Zalophus californianus (California sea lion) is the source of this 2919-nucleotide messenger RNA. It is a transcript of the gene NME8, whose product is annotated as NME/NM23 family member 8. The transcript has 17 exons. The record is from RefSeq and is a predicted model, not a curated record. Lineage: Eukaryota; Metazoa; Chordata; Mammalia; Carnivora; Otariidae. The coding region runs from base 976 to 2748 and encodes 590 amino acids.
UGUCUGGUAUUGUAUAAGCUUUGCUUCUAUCCCUGAAGAAUAGAAGUAGGAAUAUAUGAUAUUACAUGGAAAUACACUGGGGUGGUUUAGGGUGAAGAUUGCAAAGGGGACAGCUGGGGAGUGGGUAGGAAUCGCUCUUUGUUAGUCAUAUUGACGUAGAGAUUACUGGUGCUCUGAGUGUGGUUCCUAGACUACCACCUGCAGAAGAGCAUCUGGGACCUUAUUAAAAACGCAAAUUCUUGAGCUCUAUCUGAGACCUACUGAUUCAGAAAUCAUGGCUGUGGAACCCAAUGAUAAUGUGUUUUAACAAGCCCUCUAGGUGAUUCUGAUGUGAGCUAACGUAUAAGAAUCACUGCCCUAGAUUAACCUGAUAGAUUAAAAAUGGACACAAAAUCUUUGGCACGGCUCCCAUUGUGAAAUGGACUGUCCCUUACUCUUCGCUGGGAGUGGAAUUUGUGACAGUGCCAAGCAACAGAACACAGGAGAAAUGACACUGCCUAUUUCCAGAAGUGGGCCUUUAGAGACUAGAAAUCUCUAUUUCCUGUCCCUUGGAACACUCUCUCAUGGAGCCUGAAGUAUCAUGGAAGAAGUUCAGCUUCCCUGCUGGGGAGAACACCUGGAGAUGUCUGCAAUGGACAGCUGGAGAUGAUGUGGAGAUGAACCCAGAUAAGCCCAGCCUUCCAGCCAAAGCCCCAGGAAUGUGAUGAAGCUGCUUGGGCUCACCAGACCACCCAGCUGCCACGUGGAUACCACCAAGUGAUCCCAGUCCACCUCACCUGGUGCAGAGAAAUGGCCUACUCAAUGCUGCCUGAAUUCCUGAUCCAUACAAUUGAGAGAUAUAACUAAAUGAUUGUGUUAAGCCACUAGAUUUGGCGGGGGGGCAACCUGUUAUGCAACAAUUCAUGACUCACUACAAAUGAAAUUCUGGAUCAGUGCUGCUCAAUAGAAAUAGAAUGCAAGUCACAAAGUGGAUAAAUGGCAGGCAAAAAGCGAGAGAUCCAGUUACAGGCAGUCGUGAAUAGUCAAAGCCUGUGGGAUGAGAUGUUGCAGAACAAAGGCCUGACAGUGAUCGACGUUUACCAAGCCUGGUGUGGACCUUGCAAAGCAAUGCAAACAUUAUUCAGAAAAUUGAAAAAUGAGCUGAACGAAGAUGAACUUCUGCAUUUUGUUGUAGCAGAAGCUGACAACAUUGUGACUUUGCAGCCAUUUAGAGAUCAAUGUGAACCUAUUUUUCUCUUUAGUGUUAAUGGCAAAAUUAUUGCAAAGAUAAAUGGUGCAAAUGCACCACUUGUUAAUCAAAAAAUUAUUAACUUGGUCAAUGAGGAGAAGAAAAUUGCAGCAGGUGAAAUGGUUCGCCCUCAGUAUCAUGAAAUUGUGUUUGUAGAUCCAGAUGCAGAUGAUGGUGGGGAAGUACUCAAUGAAAGUGUUAAUCAACUCUACAGUAUUGCUAUUAUCAAACCCGAUGCUGUGAUUAAUAGAAAAUCUCUAGAGAUUAAACAAAAAAUCAUCAAGGCAGGCUUUGUGAUAGAAAUCGAAGAUAAGAGAGUGUUCACUGAGCAACAAGUAAGGGACUUCUAUCAUCGGAUAGCACACCAGCCUGACUUUGAAGAUUUUGUCCUUUUUAUGACCAGUGGCCUAAGCCAUAUUCUAGUUAUAUCUCAAGGAAAUGAAGAGCAGCCUGCCCUGGGGGAAACUGAAUCUGAUCCUGAGACAGAAGCUAAAGAAAUAUAUGAGGAUCACCUUGCUAUGGUCACGACUCCAAUGAUGAGGAAGAAGCGGGACAGCUUAGAAGAAUAUCUGGAAAGACAACAUAUAUCUCAGUUUUGUGAUGUUGAAGAAAAUAUAACUGAUGUUAACUGCUUUAUUGAUAUGUUCUUCCCUGAUUUUAAAAAUAUGAAAAACCUCAAAUUAGAAAAGAUCCUGGCAUUACUUCGACCAGCUCUCUUUCAAGAAAAGAAAGAGGAUGUUUUGAAGAUUAUUGAAGAUGAAGGCUUUAAAAUACUGAUGCAAAGGCAAAUUGUAUUAUCAGAAGAGGAAGCACAAACACUGUGCAAGGAAUAUGAAAAUGAAGAUUAUUUUGGAAACCUUAUAGAAAAAAUGACCAGUGGUCCAUCUCUAGCCCUUGUUUUAGUAAGAGACCAUGGCUUACAACACUGGAAAGAGUUAAUUGGACCAGGUAGUGUUGAAAAAGCCAAAGAAUAUCUUCCAGAGAGUUUAUGUGUACGAUUUGCAAUGGAAGAUUUGCCCAUCAACCAGUUGUAUGGAAGUGAUUCAUUAGAAGCAGCCGAGAGGGAAAUACAGUAUUUCUUUCCUCCUCAAAGCACUUUAGCACUGCUUAAACCUCAUGUAACACAGGAACAAAGAGAGGAGAUCUUGAAACUUAUUAGAGAGGCUGGAUUUGAAAUAACACAGAUGAAGGAAAUGCUCCUAAAUGAAGAAGAAGCAGGAAAAAUUUAUUCAAAAAUAAAAGGAAAAGACUUUUAUCAAGAUGUAUUGGAAAUGUUAUCUGAGGGUCCAUCUUUGGUCAUGGUUCUGACCAAGUGGAAUGCUGUUUCAGACUGGAGACAAUUGAUUGGUCCUGUAGAACCAGAUGAGGCAAAACUACUGUCCCCAGACUCUAUCCGAGCCAAGUUUGGAAGAAGUGUUUUGAAAAAUGCUGUCCACGGAUCAUCUAAUACCUAUGAAGCAAUGGAGAGCAUUACUAGAAUUUUUGAAGAAUUUGGUCCUGAGAAUCCCGAGGGAAACUAAAAACUUUGAGAAGAUAAUGUGUGUAAGUUCACACUGGCAUAUAACCAUGUGGCACAGCUUCCUGGGAGGAAUAAAAAGGAAGAUAUUCUUUGGAGGAAAACUCGGUGUUACCUCAAGUUAAAAACUCACCUCCAAGUGAAAAACAUGUGGUUAUGCAUAAUAACAAUAAAA